UUUCUGCUACACUACAUCUGCUAUUAAAAUACUUGUACAUGAUGUACUUUCCUACUUUAAAAACAGAUAUAUACAUAUAUAUCUAUAAUAUACAUUCACCACACUAGAGCAGCGGUAACCUAUGACGAGAACUUCCACGUUGACUAAUGGCUACUUACCAACUGUCAUAAAUGGGGCGAGCUCAUAGCUAUAGAAACAUACCUAAGUAGAUCCCAACCCAACUGUUUGGAGUGAGAUCGUAUGUAGCUUGUACUUAGUUCAAAUAAGAGGACUACGAAUUAUGCAAUGAGCAUGCAGUGAACAAUACAUAAACACUGAACACCCGCGAAGACCAAUUAAAAAGGUAUUGCUUAGCGUUGCAGACUUAGAGAUAACUAGCUCUAUGAAAUGAGUGGCAUAAUACGUCGUACAAAGUCGGCACAGUAUGCCAAACCCAUAAAUGGGUCGGUCGAAGAUGGGUUGUUUUGUAAACACCGGAGGAAACACCUCAAUAGUGCGGUGAGAAACAGAGCGAAGGAAUUAUGCGCCAAAGCAAGAUAUAUGUGCUCUGAUGAGGAAUGUCCAGCUCCGGCGGGAGACGCGCUACAUCAGAAUGGCUGCUGGGUGUGCGUGGUUGAAAGUUGUGGUAAAGUGUUUUGCCACAAGCACAGAGGAAUCCAUGCGGACACCACCGAUUGCGCACAUUCAAUAUUCUAUAAUCCACAUGCAGCGCUGGAUUGGUGCUAUGUGUGUGAUGUCUGCGACAGGCGGACGUCCUCCAGCGGGGUAGGAAUCGCUCGAUGCGGAGAUAUGGAUACGAUAUAUAGAUUGGAAGCCAAUCUAGCCCAUUCGAUGGGAAAGGUGGGGCUCGUGAACCUGGGAAAUACCUGCUAUAUGAACGCGGCAAUGCAGGCCUUGAUGAAUUGCGACCCGCUGGUAUACUACAUCCAAGACUGUUAUGACUAUCUCCGCAUCAUGUCUACAUUCAAAACGAGGACCUUCCGAUCGCAGAAAGCAGAUCCACUGUUGCUGGACUCAAUGGCUGAUCUCCUAGACAUGUAUUGGAGCGAUGAUCCCCCACGUGCGCUGGCACCAAAGGCCAUUUUACGUGACAUUGCACACGUGAAUAGGAUGUUCAGUGGAUAUGCGCAGCAUGAUUCACAGGAGUUUAUCGGCGCUCUGCUGGAUAGGCUGCACGAGGAAACCUUCCGCCCACAAAGCAUGUUGCCAGACCUGCAUCCACACGCAGAUGCACACGCAAAGCCCGCCAAAAACAAGCGCAAGAAAGUGCCGCACAGAGGCGCACGAGCACCCUCCGCACGCAAUCAGUCCAUGAUCAGCGAUCUCUUCGAGGGAACCCUGAGGAGUCAGGUUACCUGCCUCACCUGCGGCAACAGUUCCUUCAAGUUCGAUCCCUUCAUGACAAUACCCAUCGAAAUUGGGAACGCCUUAAGUAAUGGCUACGAAAACGAGGACGGCAUGUGGCAGAGUAUCAAGGGUGUGGCCACUGAAACAUACAGCUGGAUGACUGAUUGGAAGUCACUCACCCUGGAGGAGUGUCUGGAGCGCUUCUGUGAGGUGGAAAGUUUAAAUGGGGGCAAUCGAUACCGGUGUACCAGCUGUAAUGAUCUCACGCCGUCCACCAAGAGCCUGAGAUUCCAUCAUCUGCCCGAAAUACUAGUAAUCUGCCUGAAACGGUUCAGCCACCAUUCAUUCUACAGCUCUAAAGUCACCACUAAAGUAACCUAUCCUGUCACGGGCCUGAACAUGGACCCUUUCACUAUCCACCACGAGACACCGAUGUCCACGCCCGCCAACAGCCGAUCACACACCCCCAACCCACAAUCAGACAGCGCAUCCAGUCUCGCGCGCAAGGCGAUGAAGAACGCGCAGCAAACAGUCCCGCACAUGGCAAAUAAAACGGCGAGUGGCAAAGUUCACGCCGACGGCCUAAAGAAGAGUCAUUCAAAGGAAGCCAAGGCAAAGACAAAGAAGGCGACAGUGUCUUCAUGCGGCCACACAUCAACGCGGCAAACUUACACAGGCAAGACGAGGUUGGAUGCCAAGCAUGGAAGUGGCGUUAGGACAAGUACAGGUUCUAAGAGUGACGUGGGCGAAACGCCAGAGUUAACAGGAAGAACGGAAAGCCAUGCAACUAUACACUUCCGCGAAGACUUUGACUCGGGAUCAGACACAGACGGAGACCUGAGUGCGGAAGAACAAUGGAAGCGAGAUAUGCAGGAGAUGGAGGCCAAUAACAGGUGUUCCAAAUACAAUCUCACGGCAGUCAUUAACCAUAGCGGAGGCCUGGGUAACGGGCACUACAUUGGAUAUGCGAGGCAUUUCAUCAACAAUGAAUGGUUCAAGUACGAUGAUUCUCAUGUCACCAAGUGUAAAGAGAGUGAUGUAAAGAAGGUGGAAGGAUAUGUACUGUUUUAUCAGAAAGAUACUACCCAUCGCAGCGCCGAGCGACUGACCAUCAUGCAGCAGAUCCACGCCAUGGAAAUGGAGGACGAGAAACGAACCUCCGACACCAAACCCUCAACUCAAGCCAGUAGAAGUGGUACCACAAAGAACAAUGUUCAUAGGAGCAUGAGUGCGCGUACAAGUGCCAAUCCACGCGCUGCAGAGGCGCAGACGAGCUAUCUGGUGGCACGCACGUGGUUCACUAAGUGGUUGACGGUUGCUGAACCAGGGCCUAUCACGAAUACGGACGUGUUCUGUAGGCACGGUGGGAUCACACCGCAAUUGGCCAGUACGAGCGGCUCCAUGUGUGUCCGCGUUCCAGCUCAGGUGUGGAACACGUUUGUGUCAAUGUACGGCGGCGGACCAGCUGUCACACAACUGACGACGUGUGUGACGUGUGAGAGGGACUAUGUGCGCUUACAGAACAGGCGAGAGUACGAACGAGACGCUGUGCACAGACUGCACGACGAGGACACGCGCGAAAACAAUGAUAUCCGCCGGGGAGUGCUCUCUGAGGUAGACAACAACACCGACAGUAUAGAUUGCAGCCCACGGAAGCACGCCGCUGAGGCUAUGGAAGUGGAUGAUUCUGCGCAUGAUACGGAAAAUCCAGUCAACGACUACAUGGAGAGCCAAAGCACGUCCGAUGAUGCGGUGCGGAAGAGUUUCUUUCGCUUGGACUUGGGCGAUGACGGGGAUGGCUCGUCACCCGGGGCGUACAUAUCCCGCAUGUGUAGUCAACCCCCGGGCCACGCCGGCUCACACCCGCACACUCCGCUGGAGAGUAUAACCGAGAGCACCGGUCUGACCGACCACCCCGAACAACCGAAUGCACAGGCCGCAGGCGAAGCGGGUGCGCGUGUGACGUGCUACUACAUGGUGCCCAUAUCGUGGAUGAAGCAAUGGUCGGAGUAUACGCGUUCGUUCCACUUGCACGUACAGCCGCCGGGAGCCAUAGACACCAGCUUUCUCAUCAACGGGCAAACGGGCAGACCGAAGACGAACAUGAAGAAAGGCGUGCACUACGAUGUGGUGGGGCGCAGAGUGUGGGCGUUCCUAUGUCGUAGGUACGGGUGUGCGGAGGGCAGCGUGCCGAUUAUGCGCACCAAUCCACACCUGUAGCUGAUUAGACAGUGAGACGCCGUGAGGCUAUUAGAUACUUUGCAUGCGUCGCGCGCGUAUCCACGCAAGAACAAGACCAAUAAAAUCUAGUUUCUAGUCUUUUGAUGAUCAUACAGUUGGUUUGAGACCACGCACUGCCUGCAUUUUGAUGAGAUAUGCUGCUUGAAGAACAUCUUUGGUUUCAACCCGUUUUUGAUCAUAUGU
Sphaeroforma arctica JP610 is the source of this 3771-nucleotide messenger RNA. RefSeq lists its product as hypothetical. Gene Ontology annotation, molecular function: cysteine-type deubiquitinase activity. The transcript is spliced from 12 exons. Gene Ontology annotation, biological process: protein deubiquitination. Lineage: Eukaryota; Ichthyosporea; Ichthyophonida. The coding region runs from base 388 to 3567 and encodes 1059 amino acids. The record is from RefSeq and is a predicted model, not a curated record.